GCUGAAUAGUUUUCCAAUGUCCUAGAGCAACAGCAUAUAAAUACAUAUCAACACGUCUAUAUCCCUUGCGGGGUAGACAGAGCGAACAGUCUUGAAAAGACUGGAAGGAAACGUUCAGCUGUUUGGCUUACUGAUAGAAUAGGGAAGAUGCAAAUAUGAUAUUUAUGAAAAUUUUACGUAUAAAAUGUUAAAAAAAUAUAAAAGAAGAACUUCUUCAACGUUUUUAUUUUAAAUUAUGUUGAUUUUUAGCAAUUAUUACGAAUUAAAAUUACGUUAAACGAAACGCAUUUCAAAACACCAAUCAGCGUUCAGUGACGUCACUCGUGCUGUGUCAACUUUUAGAAGUUAACUUUGCGAUUAAUAGGCAGUAGUGCUUUAUUUACGUAUUAUUUACGUUUUUAAUAAAAAUGGAAGUUAGAUUUAAUAAAACAGACUCCAAAAAUUUACCAAAAAAAAAUUUUUUGUCUUGAGUGCAGAGUUUUCAAGUGUAGAAAUGAAAGGCACUAAAUUAGUAGGUACGGUAUGCAUGAAUGUUUUUAAACGUUGUUUGCAUUUUAUUCAGCAAUUUCUAAACAUAGCAGUUAUAAUUUAGCUCAACGAGAGAAUCUUACGGCGAUAACGCAAUCGGUUAUGUGCAAAUUAAAAGAGAUGGAGAUGGAUUAAUUAUGUACAGUGAAAAGUCGAGUUACUCCAGAGCACAAAGUACGAAAAGAAGGUUAUCGUGUUACAGCUGUAAUAAAUAAAGCACAAAGCUUAGUUCUGUCCUGCCAAUGCGAAGAUUGUGCAGCUUCUGCAGGUCAAGUAUUACGACAUUAAUGAAUAAUUAAACUGUUCAUAAAGAAGAUUAUUUUAAAUGCUAUGAGGUAUUUAUUAUCAUGACUAAAACUUUAUCAUAUACAGGUGGGUGCAAGCAUGCUGCUGCACUAUUGCUAUGGUGCACAGAAGGUCUGAGCAGCCUCUAAUUACGUCUGUCACAUGCUAUUGGAAGAAGUCGAAAUUAUCUAUAUGUGCUUCUGGAAAAUCUGUCAUUAAAGCCAAAGAAAUGGGUCAAGUUUCAGUCAAUCACAGUUUCUCUCAAGUAAGCAGCUUUUUUAUUUAAAAAGAUUGAAAAGAAGUUAAAUGUGUGUUACAAUAAUAACUGCAUAUUUUUAGGUGGAUAUUUUAUAAGAAUUUGUAGAUGCUGUCAAUAAAAAAGAUUGUCAGGGAAGUAUUCUUCGCUACUUUCAAUAAGACAAGCAUUCAUAAGGUGUGUUCAAGCUUGAUUGGAAAGUUGGACUCUCCAGAAUCAUUUCUUGAAGCAUUAUCAAAGCAAAUGACCACUGAUAAUAUAAAUAUGGUAUUUUCCACCACCAAACAUCAAAGUGAUUCACCAAUGUGGUUUGAGUUGAGGUACGGCAGAAUUACUGGCUCAACUCUUUAUGAAGCCGCUCACUGUAGAACUAUAAAUGGUUCCCUUCUGAACGCAAUUAUGGGAGAACAUUCAAAAUUUACUUCCAUUGCGAUGAGUAGAGGGAAAAUACUAGAAAAAAAAGUUCUCAAAGUAGUAAGCAAGAAAGAAAAGAUUGAAAUUGAAGAAGCUGGACUACUUCUUAAUGCCGAGUAUCCUAUUUUUGGAGCAACACCUGACGGGCUUACUGAAAAUUAUACAAUAGAAGUCAAAUAUCCUUCAACCGAAGCUGCCAUACUUUCCUAUGUGAAAUACAAUAAAAUAACACCAAAAUGUUGUGUGCCGUAUGAUAACAGCAUUGUAUCUGUAAUGAAUAUUGCAAAGAAAUUCUGGAUAGAUGCUGUAUUUCCGAAAUUAAAAGAUAUAUAUAAUAUAUAAGCACAUUUUUUUGUUUUUCAAAUAUUUCAUAAAUUUAUUAAAUAAAACUAUGCUUCGAAAAUAUUGUUUUUUAUUCAAUUUUAAUUAAAGGUGAUUAACAAGUGCACAACAAAUGAUUAUACUAUAGUCUAUUUGGGGUAUGAGAAAAUGAUCUACACAGGCAUUUAGAAACUUUGUUAAAGUAGAUGGACACAUAGGCACAAAACAUGAAUCAACACGACUUUUUAUCCGAAUUUUUUCGGUAUUAUGUCUUGUAAUCACUUGAUGUGGAUGGAUAUUCCAUUUUAAAUUAUUACAAAAAACUUAGUGGAAAGUCGAAAAAAUUUGCAAUUUAUGAUAAUCAACCAGUGUUUCCACUAUAAAAAUUUUCUUUCCCCAUGCCUCAAUUCCGAUUUCCCCUUUUCAGAACUUUUUUCCCCUCAAAAAUUAUUUUGCUGUAGUUUUGGCACUUUUGUUGUAACUAAAAGUUUAAUUUUUAAAUAUAUUUUUUAUAAAUAUAUACGGGACAAAUUACACUGAUUGAGUUAGCCUCGAAGUAAGUUCGAGACUGUGUUACGAGAUACUAACUCAACGAUACUUUGUAUAUUUUAUAAUAAAUACUUAUAUAGAUAAACAUCCAAGACCCAAACCAAUCAGAAAAAGUUCUUUUCUCAUCAUGCCCUGACCGGGAUUCGAACCCGGGACCUCUGGUGUCACAGACAGGCGUACUACCGCUGCGCCAAAGAGGCCGUCGAUAUAAUUUUAUAUAUAAUAAAAAUUAAUAUACUACUCUGUCAAGAAAGUAGCGGGAAAAGAUCAAUAAUACACAAACUGUUUGUUAUUCAUCCAAAUUUAUUUUAUCACCUUCAAAAUAUGCUCCUUUAGAAACGAUACACUUACGCCAACGAAUAAUCCAAUCAUCAAAACAUUUUUUAAACGCUGUUUCCGGAAUUGAGGUCAGUUCUCGCCGCGAAUUCUCUUUUAUGUCUUCUACCGAUUGAAAACGGGUGCCACGAAGUGGUAAUUUGAGUUUAGGAAAAAGAAAAAAGUCGGCUGGAGCCAUAUCUGGUGAAUAUGGUGGAUGCUCGAUGGUAUUUGUUGAGUGUUUGGUUAAAAAUUCGUUCACAAUGAUGGCCUUGUGCGAAGGUGCA
Amyelois transitella is the source of this 2955-nucleotide messenger RNA. RefSeq lists its product as uncharacterized. The transcript is spliced from 3 exons. The record is from RefSeq and is a predicted model, not a curated record. Lineage: Eukaryota; Metazoa; Arthropoda; Insecta; Lepidoptera; Pyralidae. The coding region runs from base 1178 to 1825 and encodes 215 amino acids.